Portunus trituberculatus (swimming crab) is the source of this 3173-nucleotide messenger RNA. RefSeq names its product oxidized low-density lipoprotein receptor 1-like. The record is from RefSeq and is a predicted model, not a curated record. Lineage: Eukaryota; Metazoa; Arthropoda; Malacostraca; Decapoda; Portunidae. The transcript has 3 exons. The coding region runs from base 498 to 2123 and encodes 541 amino acids.
CGCGACGCCCGCCCUACUUACAGGCUCACACACAGCCUGGUCAGUCAGUCAAGAGCUGUUCUCGCCUUCUCGCCUCCUGCUCCUCGUCUCCGGCUCUCCUCUAUACCGGUUACACGCGGCAGCCUCUGUGUUUUCAUCCCAGUGUUAAGAAAGACUCCAUCCACGUGCAUCAUUAGCUAUCGCAAGGAAUAAGAUGUGCUCUGCUUGCCGCGAGAGACUGUUUGUUUACUUACCCAAUUGUGCGUUCGUGUGAAGUCGACUGCUUGCACUAAGCGGCAGUUUCGACGCGUUAUUUGAAUUACUGUGAUUGAGUACUCGGUGAUAAUGUGAUGAACGGAAAUUUUAUAUUGUUUUUUCUACAGUUUUUCUGGCCUGAUACACUUGUUUUCAUGAGGUGUUGUGACCAUUGUUGCUAGCAUUGAGGCGGGUUAACAGCAGGAUUAAGUAAACUAUUGAUAACGUAUCAAGACAAGCGUCCUGCCAGCUGGCCCGUCAUAAUGCUGCCAGUGAGGAUGAAUCUAGCGGUAGUUUUUUUCUUCACCUUCUUCGUCUUCUCCAUCCAAGACCCGCAGCUUCGCAGUUUGCUGUCCAGUGAUGCACUCAGUCCAAGCAAGAGUGCUUUCAUUAUCUUUUCCAAAAGCAACUCCACUAGUAAGGCGAACAAAGGAACAUCUACAGCAGAUGCAGCAGAUGACGAAACAACACAAAAAUCUAGUGAGGAAGAAUCUCAGGUAGCUGAUCAUACCAAAACAGGAACAAAUCCUAUUACAAGUGAAUCGAAGUCAAUGAUGCGGUCGGAUGGGGAGAUAAGUCUUACUACGGUGUUACUGAAGGAUAUCCGUGAUGCUCUCUAUGAGAAAACGGAAAAUCUGGAGCAGGAGUUCAAGGAAAACGUCAAACAUCGGCUGAACUCUCUCAGCCUGGAGGUACAGGAAUCGGUCAGUGCCGUGACCGCUGAUCUGGAAAGGGUUAGGGAGAGCAUGGAGCAGAAAGUUGAGCUAAUGCUGGAAACAUUCUCUACAUUGAGACUGUUGGUGGUUGGGCAGGGACAACACUUGGAUGAGUUGCAGGAGAGGCUGCAGGGAAUGGAGGAGGAAGUAGAACAAUUAAAACAAACGAAGGCGGCGAUGCAGCAGCGGUCUUCUUCAAACUACAAAACACAAGACGAGAUCAAUAACCCCGGAAGCCUGGUACGAGGAAAAAGAAACCCUGAAACAGAAAACGGAGACAUGGAUCUGAACAAAGCAGUACGAAACACAACAAAGAAACUGGAGGACUUGAAGCAAAAAGUACAAAACGUUACUGAAGAAGUGUUCGCGGUAAAGGACGAGCUACAAAAUCUCCAGACCAACGUAACCAGUCUUUCCUUAGCUUCCUCGACACCCAUACCUUUAAAAACAUCCAUGACUGUCACCCCGAGCUCAAUGUCAUGUCAGUGUUCAACGGAGGUGCUUCAGAACGCCAUUGAGAAGCUUGAAGCAGCGCAGAAAAAGCAAAAGAACGACUUCGUAGAGAUGAAAAGACGGAUUUCAGUGGUGGAGAGCUUCCGGAGUGGCGUGGGGAGUUAUAGUCAGAGGCUAGGGGUGGCUGAGGGCCCUCGGGAGGAUUUGGAGGAGGUUAAGACGACCGUGGCAGCAGUGCAGGAUGACCUCAAUAAACUCAAGGAGGGGAUGGAAGGUGCUGUGACCUCCAACGGCACUUUCUUUGCCAAGGCCUCAGGGGAAGGCAUGUGUGUGUGGCCGUACACUCGUGGUGGCGGCAGCUGCUAUUUCGUCAACCGGGAGGACCGUCUGGGGUGGGAGGCGGCCCGGGAACACUGCAGGGGACUCCAAGGUGAUCUCGCAUCGCCCGCCAACAUCCAGACCUUCAGGAGCUUUGUCCAUAUGCAACGACUGAGUCGAGCCUACACCUACUGGAUGGGCGCGUCUAACACCAAUCCAGAGAGGGCGUGGAAGUGGACUGACGGCCGUGGUGUUGGCGAGGACAUCAUAGAGACAGGGAUGGUGCAGACAAGCCGCGCCCCGAAGUGUCUGGCCAUCAAGCCUUCCUUCAGGUUCGGAGGCCUAGCGGAGUCCUGUCACGAAAGCAAGUUCUUCAUCUGUCAGCAGGAGCGUUUGUUGUAGUCUCCCAUAGAAGGCGACGAAGGGGAAGUGACUGAAGGAAACAGUGAAGGAGAUAGAGUGAGGAGUAGUGUUGUGCCAUAGUCUCUCUCUCUCUCUCUCUCUCUCUCUCUCUCUCUCUCUCUCUCUCUCUCUCUCUCUCUCUCUCUCUCUCUCGAUUAGGGAUUCUCAACCUCUUCCUGUAAAGAACCCCUUAGUUAUAAGACCAUCUACCCGAAUCCCCAUCAAUCUGACAUCGAACAGAAUAUGUUGAUUUACUGACUGACACUAACUCAAUAUGUAAUGGUAUGCUGCAAUUAGAUCAACCAUUUAAAUACCCUGGAAAUCUUGUGAACUCCUGGGGGCUUGCGAACCCCAGGUUGAGAACCCCUGCUCUAGAUUUUCAUCAUGUCUUUUCUGCACGAGCUUCUAUUGCGUCUGUGUUAGAAGAGAACGUGCGCGACCUUAUCAUAGCAUCUGGUCUUUUUGGAACGAGCUGCUUGAGAAACAGGAAAAGGCAUGGCGUGUGUUUAUGGUGCGUUUCCCUUCAUAUUUUCUUCGUAAAGAGAGCUGCGGAUGUUGUUUUGUAUUUAUAUUCUUGUCGCUAAGUUAUGUCGAUAUUUCGUUAUUUAUUUACAUCAGUGACUUUCUCUAUUGAGGAAAGCUACUGAAGUCGAUGUUAUGUUGUUACUGUAUAGUGAAAUACAUGAGUAAGGUUUGUUUUUCGUAUUCGUGUAUUUAUAGUUUUGUAAUAAAAUUGAAGUCAUUGUUACAAAUUGAUAGCUAAAAUGAAUGAAGUCAUUGGUUUGUACACUAAUUUCUUUCCUUCGCCAGUACAAAUAUGCAAUAUUAUAUUUUCAUAUAUUUACUUUUUGUAUAAUUAUAUUAACAUUUCAGCUUCGCUACUUUAUAUGCUGUUAAUGUUGCUAAUGCUGUAUAAUAUCUACCUACUUGCUACAAUAUUUAUAGAUUGGUUUUGUGCAAUACAAUGCAAUGCAAUUAGAAAUGCACCACUUGUACUCGUAUUAGUCUUGUCACAUUGCUAUUGUUUCUGAGUAAAUCCAAUGAAUUCCA